Molecule: messenger RNA, 2073 nt
Organism: Papilio machaon (common yellow swallowtail)
Lineage: Eukaryota; Metazoa; Arthropoda; Insecta; Lepidoptera; Papilionidae
Product: ATP-binding cassette sub-family G member 5
Exons: 13
Coding region: 97-2019 (640 amino acids)
Cellular component (GO): plasma membrane
Molecular function (GO): ATP binding; ABC-type transporter activity; ATP hydrolysis activity
Source: RefSeq, a predicted model, not a curated record
GGGAGAACUGCUGAAGAGUGGAUGUUAAAACUAACGGACGUUUAUUUUCUUUUUUUAAUUCCUUUUUGAACAUUUGUGUUUAUAAAAGAUAGAGAAAUGAUCGGAAGUGAUUAUACUUUAGAACUGUGCAAUGUGUUUCAUUCUGGACAGGUGGAGCCUGGGAACUUCUUCCAGAGACUAACAGGUGGUGUGAAGACUGGCAUCAUUCUUAAAGACGUCUCUAUGCUUACUCAUAGCGGCGAAGUUACGGCUAUACUUGGCUCUAAAGGAAGCGGUAAACGCGCUCUUCUUGAUGUGAUCGCUCGCCGCGUGCCGUGCAAGGGACAUAUUCUUCUAGAAGGAGUGCCUUUAGAAGAAGAUCAGUUCAGGAACACGUGUGCUCUCGUCAGACACUCCACGAAACUCUUACCAGGGCUGAGUGUGCAACAGACACUGUCACUGUCACUUACUAAGAUCUCGGGUUAUUUAAAAUCAUCUAAAGUGAAGCAAGUUAUGGCAGAUUUGGCACUGUCUCAGGUGGCCCACAAAUGUGUUACGAACUUAACGAAAAGCGAAUAUCGUAGAUUAGUUAUCGGAGUACAACUGAUACGUGAUCCAAUAAUACUGUUGCUUGACGAACCGACAUGGGAUUUGGAUCCGUUAAACACUUAUUUGGUUAUCUCCAUAUUAUCAAACGCGGCUAAAAAAUAUGGAACAACAAUUAUACUGACCAUGGAGAAACCAAGAUCGGAUGUGUUCCCAUUCCUGGACCGAGUGGUAUAUCUAUGCUUGGGCGACGUGGUCUACGCAGGUCCCACUAGAAACCUGCUCGAUUACUUCGGCAGCAUUGGCUUCCCCUGUCCACAGCUAGAGAAUCCACUUAUGUAUUACUUAUGCCUAUCAACGGUGGAUAGGAGAUCACGAGAGCGGUUUAUCGAGUCCAACCACCAGAUAGCAGCACUGGUAGAGAAGUUCAGACUGGAAGGGCAGGGCAUUAUGCAGUCGGCCGCCACCGAGCACAGUCGCAUCGUCAACACCAACAAAAUGCAGAUGAAUUACGGCAAGCUCAGUGGCAUUAGAGUCAUAUGGAUGUUGUAUUUGAGAAUCCUCGCUUCUAUUUUUAAUUUCAAGAAAAAUGGUUUGAAGCAGAUGACAAUGCGACUUUUCUCGCUGCCGAUAUACUUCUUUAUAUUAUGGAUAUUCUACAACGAGGCUCAGGAUUUCCAAAGGGCAUUUAUAACUAAAAGUGGACUUAUUUUCAAUGCAAUGGUGGGCACUUACUUCAUUAGCAUCAUGAACACAAUCUGCCUUUAUGAUCCAUACAGAACUCGAUAUUACCAGGAAUCACAAGAGGGCCUGUACAGUGGGGCCAGUCUUCUUUUAUCAUGGAAUCUGGUCUCUCUGCCGUUCUCAUUGAUUACCACCUUCGCUUCAGCUGCUAUAAUUUAUCCGAUCUUGGGUGAUAUAUCAGAGAGUAUGGACUACCUGUACUUCUGUCUUGCGCUGUGGUCUUGCUAUAUCUACGCGGAGCAGCAGGCCAUCGCCGUCAUGAUGUUUGUCAAGAAUGGCCUCAUCGCCGCCAUCUUUAAUAUUUACAUCACCUGCAUCUACAUCAUGCUCGCUAGUGGAGUGCUCAGGUCUUACAAAGGUUUCGAAGAGUGGCUGUACUACUUGACUUACAUAACGCACACUCGUUACGCAUCUCUUUUCAUGCACAGAAGUAUAUUCAAGCAGCCGAACUUCAACAUCCUACCUUACAGCUUCAGCGAGAAUUGCACAGCGAUCACCAACUUGAUUCAGACGUCUUCAAAUCUGAACAGCAAUUCCAAUUCCAAUUGUAGAUAUGCUAAUGGCAAAGCAUUUCUUACAGAACGUUUUACAUCUAAACAUUUUACUGGUGAUAUUUAUCAAACUGGUGAAUUUAAUCCCGAAUUCAAUAUAGGAGUAUCUUUCGCUUUCUCCGUUGGUAUAAUGAUAUUUAACAAGUUUUUAUAUUUAAUACCAUUACCAAGUUAUAUAACUGAUAAGUUUAGGGAAUAGACUUAAGUUUAUUAUUAAGACUGAGAUUUUAAUGAUGAGAUAUUUUUUAUGAAA